UAGCAAUUAAAAAAUAUAAUUAGAAUUAUUUUUAUUUUUGUUUAAAAUGACAACAUUGUGAAAAGAAAUCCUUUUUGUGCUCAUCAUUGCAUUGACGAGCUGACAGUCUCAGCAUUUUAUUUUGAAGACUCGAACAAAGGUAUUGCAUCCCCGCCCUCUUCUUCGACUGCUCGGCAGCUUCAUCGUGAGGGCCAGGAAGUAAACCAUUGUGCUUUUAAAAUAAAACAAAUCCGAAUUUAUACGUACGAAGAUGCUUUACUGAAGAAAAUGUCAUUGGCGUUAUUUAACUCAUUUAUACAAGUGAAUUUCAGCGAAGCACCGUCUGUAAAACGCUUCAAGUGAGUCUGAGAUACAAGAUGACCAAAUAAUCGAUAAAAAUUAAGGGGCACCGGCCAGUGCGGAAGGUUCAGCCGAGAGCGGUGGAAGGAAGACCGGCCAGGGAAGCCUCUUCCCGUGGUGGGCGUACACGCUUUCACCUCCAGCUUGUCAUCAGCUGGAUAGGAGCGGGACCAGAGUGGAGGCUCGCUCGGGGUAAGCCAAAGGUCUUCACGGCGGGUUCCCCGGAGGAGGUACCGGAGCUCCAAGCCUGGAUGAACGGGGAGUACCUGAACACGGUGGUGUGUGCGUGUGGGGUGGAGGUGGUGGCGGCGGCGGCGGGGGAAGCUCUCUGCAGCAUCCGAGCGGGAGCACCGGCAGCAUGCCCCCGCGGUGAAACGAGCGUGCACGGAGCUUGAAUUGAUGGAAGAUUGCGGUCGUGGCUGGCCCGACAUCGUCGUGCAGCACUCGUGUCCGGGAUGGGGAAGGAGCAGGAGCUGCUGGAGGCCGCCCGCACCGGGAACGUGGCCGUGGUGGAGAAGCUGCUGAGCGGCAAGAGGGGCUUGCUGGGCUCGGGCUCCGGUUCCAUUCCGCUGCCCAACCUGCUGAGCAUCUGGAAGGGCCUCAACGUCAACUGCACGGACAGCUCGGGAUACACGCCGCUGCAUCACGCCGCGCUCAACGGACACAGGGAGGUGGUGCUGAAGCUGCUCCAGUUCGAGGCCUCGGCCAACGUGGCCGACAGCAAGGGCUGCGUCCCGCUGCACUUGGCCGCCUGGCGGGGUGACGUGGACAUUGUGCGCAUCCUCAUCCGACACGGGCUUUCGCCCUGCCAAGUCAACCAGCAGAACCACGAGCGGGAGACGGCGCUGCACUGCGCGGCGCAGUACGGCCACUCGGAGGUGGUGUCGGUGCUGCUCCAGGAGCUGACGGACCCCACCAUGAGGAACAGCCGGCAGGAGACCCCCUUGGACCUGGCAGCGCUCUAUGGACGCCUACAGGUGGUGUGCAUGCUGGUGAGCGCUCACCCCAACCUGAUGGUGGUGCGCGGGCGGCACCACACGCCGCUCCACCUGGCCGCGCGUAACGGACACCGCAGCACGGCGCAAACGCUGCUAGAGGCCGGCAUGGACGUCAACUGCGUGACGGAGAACGGCAGCGCCCUCCACGAGGCCGCCCUCUUCGGCAAGACGGACGUCGUUCGCCUUCUGCUCGACUCAGGGAUCGACACAAAUCUGAGAGACAGCCAGGGAAGAACAGCUUUGGACAUCCUCAAAGAACACCCUGCGGUGAAAUCUCAGCAGAUCACCGCUCUUAUCCAGGAAUAUGUGACGGAGGAGACGGAGCGCCGUAGCAUGGAGGAGGAGCCCGUCCGCAAGUGUCCCGUCCCGGCGCCGCGAACCUCCAUCUCCUCGCCCUCGGCCUCGCCCUCCCUCAGGCACAAGAACGAUGCGGUGACCAGCGAACUGUCCAAGCUGCUACACGAGAUCAAAAGGUGCCGCGACUACUCUUUCGAGGAGCUGUGCCACACCAUCUCCUCGCACUCCAUGGACAGCUUCGGCAGCGGGCGUCUGUCGGACGAAGAGCGAGCAGACGUGCCUGACUGCACCCUGACCCGCGCCGGCCAGCAUCCGAGCCUGCCCCUCGCCGCGACCCCCGAGGACGACGACGAGCGGGACGAGAGGAGUUGCGGCCCCGCCGGAUUCUGGGAGGCGUUGACCCCCUGCAACGGCUGCCACAACCUGGGCUUCUCCAACCUGUCGCAGGAUCACAAGCGUUCGGGAGAGUCGCCGGCCUCGCCGUCGCUGGACGUGUUCCCGCCCGAGGACGAGGACAACCCCUACGAGUUGGUGACCACCGCCGUCACGCGCAAGCCCUGCUCGCUGGACGUGGGCCAGCGUCCCGACGCCGCGCCCCGUAACGGUCACUUGUCCCAUGGAGCCAGCCAGAGGGGGGGCGGUGACCAUGGCAACCACUCCACGGGCCCCACUCCAGACUGCUCGCCCCCCUCCCCUGACACAGCCCUGAAGAACAUCGAAAGAGUCAUCCGCCCACAGCCCAAACAGCGCACGUCGCUGUCGUCCUCGCUGGACGUCCAGCGGCCCGUCAACCACAGCUGCGAGCCCAGCGAGGUCAGUUCGUCCCUGGGCUACGCCAGCUUCAGCACCAGCCCCCCGGCCAGCCCCCCGCUCAGCCCCAGCCAGGACCGGGACUCCAACGACGGGUCCAACGACGAGCGUACCCCGGCAGACGACGGGCCUUAUCAUCGCGACCCGCCGCUAGAAGAUCGGCGGAAGAGUCGCAUCCCGGAGGAGUUCGCGGGCCUCCUCCACGGGUCCUCCCCGGCCUGCGAGACCCCGGAGACGCCGUACCACCUCUACAGCCCCAAACCUCGUAAGCACGCUUCGACGAGCCUGCAGCCGCCCGACGCGAAGGACGCGGACGCAUCGGCGACUCAGAAGCCCCAGGUGGUCUAUCGGACCGUAUUCCACACGAGAGUCAACCAGGACCUGGAGCGACGAGUUGACUCGCAACGCGGGACCAACGGCGAGGUCGCCGAGUGCGAGGGAGGGAGCGUGCCCAAAGGCUACGAGGAGAGGGCCUGCACUCUGGGCAGGAUGAGGUCCAUGCCCCGCCCCGUGCUGGACCUGCAGCUCUCCAAGUCCCUAUCCAAGUCCGACUCAAACCUAGUCGCCGUGUCGCCCAUACAGGAGGAAAACAUUUGGGAGUCUGCGUCACGGGGCCAAGACUCAGGGAGUUCGGGUGCAGGUGGCGACGGAACCACUCCGGCAGGAAAACUGGAAAGAACACCCUCGUUUACUGCCGAGUGGGAGGAGAUCGACAAGAUUAUGAGCUCCAUCGGGGCCGGAAUAGGCAGCGGGCUGGAUGUGAAAGAGCGCGACUCAGGUCCACGAUGCCCGCUGCAGUCGGUGGGCCAGUGGCUGGACUCCAUCGGCCUGGUCCAGUACGAGAACCACCUGCUGGCCAACGGCUUCGACAACGUGCAGUUCAUGGGCAGCAACGUGGUGGAGGACCAGGACCUGCUGGAAAUCGGCAUCCUCAACUCGGCCCACAGACAGCGCCUCCUGCAGGCCAUUCGGCUCCUACCCAGGGUGAGACCAAUCGGAUACGAUGGCAACAACCCGACGUCGGUGGCCGAGUGGCUGGAGUCGCUGGAGCUGGGCGACUACACCAAGUCCUUCUUGGUCAACGGCUACACGUCCAUGGAGCUGGUCAAGAAGAUCUGGGAGAUCGAGCUCAUCAACGUUCUGAAGAUUAGUCUGAUCGGGCACCGCAAACGAAUCUUGGCCUCGUUGGGGGACCGGCUCCACGAGGACACGCCCCAGAAGCCCCCGCGGGCCGUCUCCCUCCGGGAGCCCGGCGGCAACCACACUCCCCUCCAGCUCAGCCCGGCGGUGGGCCCAGCGGCGUACGCGGCGGCAGGGGUCCCGGGCGGCUCCUUGGACGUGCAGCACCUCAUCAUGCAGGCGGACGCGCGGCGGCGCCAGCGCAGCAACGACAACUACUUCGACGACGUGCCGAGAUCCAAACUGGAGCGGCAGAUGGCCCAAGUCAGCAUGGUGAGUGACGGCGCUCGUGUCUAUCCCCCCUCCCCUCCCCACCGACAUCUGAUUGGUUGUCGUUGGCAGGCGGGCGAGUGGUGCGAGCCCAUCACGUUGCGGCCGCCAAACGAGGCCACCUCGUCCACGCCCGUUCAGUACUGGCAGCACCACCCCGAGAAGCUCAUCUUCCAGUCGUGCGACUACGAAGCUUACUACCUGGGCUCCAUGCUGGUGAAGGAGCUGAGGGGCACCGAGUCGACGCACGACGCCUGCGCCAAGAUGAGGAAGUCGACGGAGCAGAUGAAGAAGGUGCCCACCAUCAUCCUCUCCGUGUCCUACAAGGGAGUCAAGUUCAUCGACGCCACCAAUAAGAACGUCAUCGCCGAGCACGAGAUCCGCAACAUCUCGUGCGCCGCUCAGGAUCCCGAGGACCUGUCCACCUUCGCCUACAUCACCAAAGACCUCAAGUCCAGCCACCACUACUGCCACGUCUUCACCGCCUUCGAUGUGAACCUGGCCUACGAGAUCAUCCUGACGCUGGGGCAGGCCUUCGAGGUGGCCUACCAGCUGGCGCUGCAGGCGCGCAAGAGCGGCCACGGCUCGUCCACGCUGCCCGAGAGCUUCGACAGCAAGCCCGGCAAGCCCGUGCCCAAGCCGCGCGGCCUCAACAUCCGCAAAUCCGUCAUCAUGUCGCCCUCGGGCCGCUGGUCACUGGGCCACAUUUACACCCCCCACCGGCCUCCUCUCCACCCUCCUCCUCUUCCUCCCUCCCGAUUCUUCCAUCUCGCUCAGUCGCAGAUGGAGCAGGCGUCCAUGGAGCAGAAGGGCCACGCCAACGUGCCGUGGAUAGUGGAGCCGGCUCAGGAGGCCAAGAGAGGAGUCAACACCAAGGCAGUGGCGGACGCUCAUGUCUUUUACUGUGGAAAUCAAAGAAUGUAGCCAGCCAUAAACACACGGACCUUGUCAGGCGUAACACGCACGCUCUUUACAAAGGACUACAAAUAUGGACUCCCUCGCAACCCCCCCCCCCCGCCCCCUCUCUGUUCCGCGUUUAAGCUUGACUGCUAUGUCCGGACCAGCGCGCGCGCACACACACAAAACGGGGGACUGAAUGAUCUGCUCCAACUUUUUUUUUUUUUGAGGGGAAGGUUACCAUGGAGAUGGACUUGUGGGCAUGUGUGAUUAUUAUUUUUUUUAUUAUAAUUUGGACUAAUUCUUCUGCUAUGAUGUUUAAUACAGUAUGAGAGUAUUAAAAGACCACCCUGAUGAUCUUGUGCAAUUCUUAUCAUGUCACAUUAUUUUUCUACGCGUUUGAGAUUGCUGGCCGCCCCCCUCCUUUAAAAAACAAACACACAAAAGGAAGCGUGAAUGUGCAGACCUCCGUCCCACCUCUCUGGACUGUGUUCUACUACUGUACGUAUAAGAUCCAAGGCUAUGAAAUGUACAUAAAUAUUUUGCCAACUCAUUGUUGAUAGCUGUAAUGUAAAAGAUGGACCGAGCGUUUGUGGCAAUGGAAACAAAAGCUAAACAAAGACAAAAAGGAAGACACGUGCUAGAUGAUUCUAUAGGUAAUGUAUUUGGAGUGACAUUCAUGUAUAUAGGCUUGGAGCUUCCAGCACGCUGAUUUUUGUAAUUUUAUGCCAUUAUUUAUAACCCUGUAAAGCACACAUGGAAUAAAAUAUGACUUGUACAACCAUGA
Syngnathus acus (greater pipefish) is the source of this 5577-nucleotide messenger RNA. It is a transcript of the gene anks1b, whose product is annotated as ankyrin repeat and sterile alpha motif domain containing 1B. Gene Ontology annotation, molecular function: protein binding. Gene Ontology annotation, cellular component: cytosol. The record is from RefSeq and is a predicted model, not a curated record. The transcript is spliced from 29 exons. Bases 795 to 4817 code for a protein of 1340 amino acids. Lineage: Eukaryota; Metazoa; Chordata; Actinopteri; Syngnathiformes; Syngnathidae.